AUGUUUGACAUCGGUUCGGAACAUGAGGAAGGGGAGGAGGAAGAUGACAUUGAGCAUGAUCCCGUAAUUAAUCCCGAUGAUGAAGAUUACGAGGGUUCAACGUGCCACAUCAAAGACCUUCGCGAACUGAAGCUCCCCACUCUACCAGUGUCAGCUUCUGGUUUUAGAUCGUGGAAAAACGGGGUGUUAACGCAGUUCGGAAGUAUAGAUAAGUCGGGUGAGGCACGCAUCCUGAGGUGGUUGCAGGCCGCACUCGAUCCCAACAUUACCGAUCGGGCGAUGGCUAAGAUGCAGAGUGACUCAGAUGGGUUGCCCCGGUUGGACGCAUACCUCGCAGCUCAGGUCACUGACCCGAAACACCUCAAAGGGGAGUUCGGUGUUACAGCUCAGUCAUUCGUUGAAAGGGCUCAUGCGCUUGGGGCUUUACCUUCAGGGCGAGUCCUUCUUGCGAUGCUGAGCAAGCGAUUCCGAGUUGAUAGAAUCAGGGGGGCAACGGUCUCACAACAGACUUUCCUUGCGAUUCAGCUCGAGGGUUUUAGCCAACAACAUCUUCAGACAUUCCGUGAACGCGUGGAGUUCUGUUUGAAUGGCUUCAGCCCAGACGCUUGGCCUGCCGAAAAUACCAUGUUCUCAUGGUUAUACGCGAAACUGAAACAUUGCCGUUUGCUUUCCAGGGCCAUUGAUCUUGAUUCAAAUCCAUCGAGCAACAAGCGCACUUUCAACUGGUUGUGGACUCAACUUGUUGAGCUCCUCGACGAGCUCCGGGAAGAGGCCAACGAGGAAUCAAUCAGAGAUGCAUUGUUGCGGCCCAGGACCAAAAGCCCAUCAACCCCGAAGAAAGGAGAACAGCAGAAAGCGACACCAGCCUCUCCAACGCCUGCCGCUCCUGCUCCUCCGACCGGUCCCAAAGGUACCGGAAAGGGUGGAAAAGAUCGGGAGCAGAAGGGUAAGGGCGAUAAGGAUAAGGGUAAAGGUAAAGGUGACGCCAAAGGCGGUCCGCCGAAGAAGCCGCCCAAGAAGUCAAAGGCAACCGGUGAAGGCAAAGGUGCAAAGGCCGAGAGCAAAGCUCCGCCAAAGGAGAAUCCACCCAAAGUGCAAAUUGUCCAUUCUCACGGUGAAUGGAGCAGCUGCCACGGCAAAGAGCUCUACCGAUACCAGACAGGUCCUUAUCAGCUCGAGUGGAUCGCUGAUUCGGGAGCCGGUCGCAACUUGACGGCUCUCAAGGCGCUUCAGCGCCAAGGAAUCCCACCUGAUAUAGGCUUGCAAGCCUUUCAGGCCGAACAGCCGAUUCACUUCUCCACCGGUAAUGGCGUUGUCACUUCGCACGAAGUCUUGACCUGUGAGGGCCAAGACUUUGGCCAGAACACGGCAUACCUCAUGAACGAUUGUCCCGUCGUAAGGUCGAUGGGUGAGAUAGUAAACGGUGGCCAGUUGCCUUUCCUUUGGCUUCCUGGUCAAUUGCCCUGCUUUCUCAAAUCCAGCAACCACGUGCAAGCAGACCUUAGUGGGGCCCUGUUCGCCGAUCGUGUUGAGGGAAAUGUGCCUAUUUUCAAAGAACAAGUGUCUUUCGCUGUUGCCGCGCACGCCACAAACGACAGGUCCCCGUCACCAUCGUCCCCGUUGCUACCUCCUGGUGAGAGCUCCGCCGAGCCUCCCAGUCGAGUCCUUGAUGAAGGAUCUGCGCGCGCCGAGCCUUCAAAAGAUGACGCAGCACAAGGAGACUCUGAUGACGGAGAAGAACCCCUCUCCAAAGACUACGCCUCAGAGGCUGAGAAGGCACCAGAGCCAGAGCUUGCCUACGAAGACGUUCUCGAGAGGAUUGAAGACAAGCUGCUCGACGGCCUUCCCCCUGCUGAGCCGCGUGCGGUGUCGCAUGCACCUGACGCAAACGACCAUCUCUCUGACUACGAACCAUCUGACGAUGGCGGUUCCGCACCAGUUGUCGGAGCGACAGCGCAGACUGCCUCCGAGCCUGCACCUGGCCACCUUACCACUGUCCGCACAGUGCCAGACCAAAGUUUCCUGGAACGUGACCACUCACUUCGCCGCUCCUGCAGGUUUGAGGCUUUGCCCGGAAAGAACCAACUCGUUGAGUGCUGCUGUGAAGACGACAGCGAAAUCGGCCUUGCAGCAGCAAGCCACCGUGUAAACUGCUUGAGGCUCACAACGUCCACGCUCGACCUUGCUGAGCCAACCCACGUUGAGCAAGUUAUUGGCCAGCUCAAGCCUGGAGCUUGCGGUCAUUUCAGCUUGCCUUCUGCGGACUUUUGUCCUUCGCAGCGUAUGAACAAACACCGCCACGGUGCAGCGUACACUGCCAGACUUAAGAAGCGACAGCAGCAUACACGUGUCAUGCCCAGUCUUGCUCUCCAAGUAGCAUCCCAUAUGAUUGAGCAGGGGGGUCAUGUAAGCUUUCAGUGGCCUGCGACCAACCAGCUUUGGCAAGAACCGUCGUGGCUAGAGUUUGAAGAGAAGUUCAACUUAAGAAAGGUGUACUUUCACAGUUGCUCUUUCGGCGUAAAAGGAAAAGAGAACCCCGUCAAGGAACACUGGGCUAUCUCCACUACGUCACUAAGAUUUGACAUGCGCUCGUACGCAGCACAGCUUGUCGACUUCUACUGCGAGGUCGCCGGCGUCACCAAAGACAAGCUACGCAACUUUCCGUCCCCUUGUUAUCCGGAGAACCAGCUCACCGAUGCUGAUCUUGAGACAGAAGGUGAAUUGCAUCAUGCUGCGUCGCGCAUUCUUAUGCGAGGCCUGUGGCUAAGUCGCCUUGCUCGGCCUGACCUGUCUUUUUCAAUCACCCGAUUAGCAUCGAGGGUAACAAAAUGGACCAAAUUUGAAGAUCGCCAGUUGAUGCGUUGCAUUUCAUAUCUCCAUCACACGACACACCUCACGUUGCGCGGGGCAGUCUCGCAAACGGACCUCUCUUGCAACAUCGAAGUGUUUACCGAUGCAGAUUUUGCAUCUUGCCCGUACAGUGCCAAAAGCACGUCCGGCAUCAUCAUAAUGCUGCGCACCGGUGAAUCUUACUUUCCUGUCCACUGGUUGUCUAGGAAACAAUCAUCAACGGCCAGAAGCACCACGGAAGCCGAGAUGAUCGCGCUUGCUGCAGCGAUGCUCUCCGAGGCCGAGAACCUGCAAACCUUCCUCGAGUCUUUGCUUGACGCUGCAGUUUCGGUGUCCUACCAACAAGAUAACGAAACGGUGCUCGCGAUCCUCAAGGCAGGGUAUAGCGCAAAACUUCGACACAUGAGCCGGGCUCAUCGUGUUAACGUCGCCUCCGUGUGCGAAAGGCUUGCAGAAGAACGCGUCCAAGCUGUUUACUGCAGCACCAAACUUCAGAAGGCUAACGGGUUUACGAAGGUCAUAUCGCCUCAAGAAUGGCCUCUUGUUCUGAGUCAGCUGUGCCUCUUGCCUGCCACUGACAAGGCAUUAGCAACUUCAGCCCAAGAUUUUUCAGCUGAUGUUUUACAUGUUCAGUGCGUCAGCGAAUGGUGGCAGCUUUUUGUGGGCCUAGCCCAUGUCAAGGGAGGCUCUCGCCUCGGGGUCGUUAGGAGGCCUCGUCUUGAGCGCGAUUGUGCAAAGCCUCGCCAUUGUGUGCGCUCGGUGAACUGCCCGACGAUUGGGCAGAUCUUCUUUCCCACAGGCAGUUCUGGAUUGGGCUUCUCUGCGGGAUUGCCAUUGGGCCUCUGGUUGAUCUACUCUAUUGUGCUCGGCUGUGGUGGCGUCAAACAACUGCUCGCUGGAUCUCUUUGGGCCCUAGGUCGAGUGGAAACUUUCCGCUUUACCGGGUGCAUGAGCCGCGGCACUAAGGAGCUGGAGUUCGAGGUCCAGGCUCUGAAAUUGGAGCUGCAAGUGCUCCGCUUGCGUCUCGACAGGCAGGAGUCCGAGAUUGCUGAGCUCAAGGCAGCUCAGGGAUCUGAGCCGGGGUUUGAGAUUGUCCGGGAGCCGUCCAGCGAAGGGGCUGAGAGGGCCUUGCGCAGCUCCAGUGGAGCGGCUGCUUCUUCGGAGUCUGCCUGUGUGCGUGGGGCUAGCUCUGAUUGGACUUUCAGGCUUGAGGUCGCCAAGGAGAUCGGCCGCUUCUUGAAAGCAGGUUUCAAACGCGAGCCUUGGUCUGGCACAAGUGGCCGGUCGAAGGUGAAUCUCAAGAGUACUAUCUACGUCCUUGUGAGGGACAAGGGGGGCCAGACCUUCACUAAUCCGGUUCGGGCCUUCCGCUCCUGGCGUGGCAUCAAGGAGUUUGUGGAGACCAAGGGUGACUUGUUUGAUUCCCUUUUCGUCGGCUUCCCAUCCCAGCGGGAGGCGACUGUGGCUGUGGCCGAGGCUGGCUUUCAGUGGCCUCUUGAGCCAGCGAUGAAGAAGAAGAGGAGGCGGGAGUGCGAUCGCACCUCCUCUUUCAAUCAGGUAUGGCACCGGCUCACCUCAAAGCGCAAGGUCAGCCCGACUACUUUGGGCAAAGCGAUUCUGGUGUCAGUUGUCGGCGCCUACCCCGAGGAGAAAGAGACGCCUGUGCAGGAGGUCACCAUAAAACUCUGGGUCGGGGUCUUGGCCAUGGAGCUGGAGGCCCUCAUCACCUUCGAGCGGCCCCCGGCCGAAAUCACUUACCAUUUCUCGACCAACGUGCUGCCCUAUGCCCAAGCCUUAGUCUCCGUUGCGGACGAGCACUUUGCCUUCACGACGGCGGAGAGCGGGGGCGGCGGAGACGGUAUCUUCAAGCGCAUGGCUGCCGUCGAGUCUGGGUUAGCAGAAAUCAAGCUGCUCAUUCAGAACAUGGGCAACAAGGAGCCGGCCGGGAAGGCGGGCGAAGGAGUCGACAAGACUCGAGGUGCCAAGUCGAAGGUCGCCGCAGCCCCUCGGAAGGUGGCGCUGGGCGGCCUGGAUGCAUCGACCGUAGCGGCGGCCCGAGCUGCAGGGAUCGAGGACAGCGCCUUGCAGGAGAUGGGAAAGCUUCUGGCAGCCAAGAAGCUCAAAAAGCCGGAAGAGGGCGCCGAGAACUUUGUGACGGCCAUGGCGGCCGGGGCUCUGGACGAGGGCGAGUUCGCCGAGGACCUCCAGGAGCUCAACGACGAGGACCCGUUCGCCGCUGGCGCCCAGGACGGCAGCCAGAUGGAGGCCGCUUUGCUUCAGCUCACAAAGAUUGUGAGCACUUUGGCUGUGCCAGCUCGCGGCAGCAAACCCGACUUAGACAGUGUUCUGGAUGCAGGGGUGAGCGGGAGCAGCAGCGACCAGCAGGGACUAGGGCAAGGACGGAAAAGCGCGGCCGCAUUGAGGUUACUCACCAAGACCUACGAGGAGAAUCCCAAGGUGAUCUACGAAACUUUGGAGCGGCAGAUGCGGCUGGACUUCCAAGUCGCUCCCCCAAAGCCUGGUGUUCCAGAUGUCGGAGGAGGUGCUGGUACCGCAAGGGGCUGGCUUGCUUCGAAGAGCCGCAUUGGAAAUUAUCACAAUCACAUUCGGUGGGCCUGGGGCAUGGCAGGAGUGUGGGACGAUCUGAUGCAGAACAAUGUGGAGCGAGCCCGCGCUCGGGCAGGCUUGAUGGUGGCCUGUGCCGACCAGGCCUCGAUCGAUUCAGGAUCGUGGGUGAUGAGCACCGUUGCCCUGCUGGAGCCAUUGCCGCCGUAUCAAGAAUUCGCUCGUCAUUCAGGGCCUCAACCGGCGGAGUCGCAGACGACGGCCUUGUUCGAUCCAAGGUGGAGCGAGAUAUUCCUCCAAGUGCUUCGGGACCGCGAGGCAUUCAACGAGGCCAAGCUAAAACUGUCUCAGGGGAACAAACGGGACCCUGGGGGCACUCAGCGCGGCGACAAGGAGUCCACCGAGGAGCCGGGCCGACCUGGGAAAGAUCCGGAACGACAGCAGCAGACGCAGCACGUGCCGGGAUCCAGAGCUGAAUGUGUUGAUACUUUGAAGGUUUUUCGCCAACUUGGGGCCCUCUUGUUCGAGGACCCCGGGGCCCUUGGCUCUUUCUCCAGAAGCUGCUUUAGGACUGCCCAGCCUCGUCGUGACCGGGGCGAUUCUUCGAGCGGUCUGAGUGGCCGAGUGUGGCCCAUCCCCGUGCCCUACGGCAACUUGAUGUCCCAGCCGGCGGUCGAUCUGGAAGGCGACUUGCUUAAGAAGUAUGUUGUUAACCUGAUUGUCAUCGUUCUUGACUUUAUCGAUCUGGGCUUACCCUCCCGAGCUCCUGAUGCUUGUCUUCCUGGAGGGUGGCUCCGACCCAGCCAAACCGAGCAGGUUCUUAGGAUCGAGAAGUACUUGGACGCUUGGCUAGGCCUUGGGAUCUUGGGGCCCGAGGACAUGGGGAGGACUGCUGGCAAAGUUGAGGACCUGGAAGCCGCUUUGAGUGAGUUGCAAAACUUCGUGUCGGCAGGCAAAGAGCAUCAGCCUAGUGAGAGCAGCCCCGACAUUGGCAAGCUCCGUCGUGCCUAUGCGGGCACGUACAAAGAGAUUGAAGCCAGCAGGCUUCAGUUUCGCGGGCGACCUGACUUCGAUCCUAGGCCGUUUCUCGAUUCUCUCAGUCGCAAGAUCUAUGAUUGCCCCUUUGAGACCUCGAUUGCUCCCGAAGAGUUCGAAGGCAGGAUUCCCCGAGUGCGCAUCCACUGCUCCCGAGAACAAAAACUUCAGCUGUUCACUUUGCUUGACAAAAGUGGCCGCAUACGUCUCUUUCGAAAGCAAGAUGUAAGGUCCCAGUAUGGUGCAGGAGUGUUCGCGGUCCUCAAGUCGUUGGAGCUCGAUCGUUUAAUUAUGGAUUCCCGACCUCAUAAUUUGCUUGAGCGCCCUCCUGGCCGUUAUAUCAUGACACUCGGCUCUGGGGAGCUCUUCACGAAGCUCAUUCUUGAAGCGGGUGAGAUCGUGCUCAUAUCAACGAACGAUAUUAGGGACUUCUAUCAUCUCUUCCGUGUCAGCGAUCAACGAGCUCAACGAAACAGCCUGAUAGGAAGUGUCCAUCCCAAAGAAGUUCGACAUUUGACCUGUUUCCAGGACUGGAUGAAUGGCGAGACCGAGCUCAUUGUGUCGUUGGCAUGCCUCGCCAUGGGCGACACGCAGGCGGUGGAACUUGCACAAACCUGCCAUUUGGGGCUGUGCUUGCAGCAAGAGAUAGUUGAUGAGGACAGCCUCCUUGCAAUGUCCCUGCCCGUUCCUAGGAGUGACACCAUGUGUGGGAUUGUUAUCGACGAUUUCGUGUCGCUCAGCAAAGUUCGGGAAGCUCGUCAACCAAUCGUUCCAGUUGCUAGUCGAGGAGCUGAGCUCGCAGACCAAGCCCAAAAAGCUUACCAGCAAGUGCACUUGAUUCCUCAUGAAGCCAAGGCGGUGAGGGAUGCUCCUCGUGCCGAGUUUUGGGGCGUCGAUCUGGAUGGUCGAGUUGGGCUUGUACGAGGAUCGCUCAGACGGGCAGCACCUUUACUCAAGAUCAUCGUGCAGGUUUUGCGUUUGGGGGUGGUGAGCAUAGGUUUGCUUGAAGUGCUCGCCGGUGGCCUCAUUUCAUUGUUCACUUUCAGGCGCAGGCUCAUGAGCCUCCUGGAGGAAAUCUUCGAAGUGAUGAAAGGCCGCGUGCAGGGCACCGUUAUAGCUAUUGGGGAAAAGCUUCGUCGAGAAUUAUUGUUGAUAGCUGUGUUGCUCCCCACUGCCGUGUCGGACAUGCGUGCCGAAGUGAACCCCGAGGUGUUCGCAGUGGAUGCCUCGAUGUGGGGUGAGGCGGUGUGCUCUACCAGGACCAGCAAAGCUUUCGUGAAGGAGCUGACUCGCCACACGUUAACCAAAGGCGUCUGGACCCGUUUGCUAUCGCCGCUGAAGGCGAGAUCGCGAGCUCUUGGAGUCCUGGCACCUGAAGAAGAAGUUCCCGGUGGAGCUAAGGAUUGCUUUCGAGCCCAUCCGCUGCACACUGUACUUGCUCGUACCAGACCGUACAAAUUGUGCUGGAAGCGGAAGAGCUUGAAGCGAAGACACAUCAACAUAGGAGAACUCAGGUCGUUCAUCAAGGCUGAGCGCUUGGGCAAGCUGCCCGGCAAGGCCACCAGAAUGGUCGUUGGCGGCGACUCUCAAGUCGCGCUUGGCUGUUUGCUCAAAGGACGGUCGGCGAGUCCCUCGUUGAACCACGAGCUCAGGAGUUCGUUGCCAGACUACAUUGGAGGCGGUUUGCACAGCAUGCAGAUGUACUAUGCCACUUCAAUCAACCCGUCGGACGCUCCCACUAGAGGAAAACCCAUACCCUCGCCACAGGAGCCAUCGCCAGAGUGGUGGGAGCACGCCCUUCAGGGCGAGUUUGACGAGUUCGACCGGUGGCUGGAGCAUCAACGUGCAGAUCCUUUCUGUGUGUCAGGGCUGCCUUCUUUUGCUGAGCUUAGGAAGGCAGGGGAAGCUGAGAUUGUGUCGCAAGUGCGGCACGGUCACCUCAGAGCUCGCCGAAAUCUGCGCGAGCUUCUCAAUGCGGCUCUUCCUUUUCCAUUGGAGCCACUGGGCCAUGAGUGGUCCGACCAACUUUGCCAUUCCACUGAACGGCACACCCCCAAGGAUGCAGUUGUGCCCCCUUUCAGUUCAUGUGGGACCUUCUUUUUCCCGAAAGGUUUGGAGCGAUCAGUUUGUGCUGCAAGAAGUGGAUACUUGGAUUUGUUUUCAGGCUGUGCUGGAGUUGCUCGGGAACUCGCUCGACUCACAGGGCGAUGGGUUCUGUGCUACGACGUCAAGUUCUCGCCCGAGCAGGACCUCAGCUUAGCCGGUGUUCAGAGUGAAGUUCUGCGUCUCAUCACUUCAGGUUGGAUCAUUGGCUGUGGAGCGGCGCCGGUGUGCUCCUCUUUGUCGCGAGCUGUGGCACCGUGCUGUCGGACGACUAGCCAUCCUGAAGGACUGCCUGGGUUAAGCGCUUCACAGUCUGCCAAAGUCCGACUAGGGAACACAUUGGCGAAUUUCGUGGCCCAAGUCUGUUCACGGUGCCUGACGCAUCAUGUUCCAUUUUGGGUGGAGAAUCCUCAGUGCUCUUUUCUCUGGCAGCUCCCGUCUUUUGUGGAGCUACAACGAGAUCACCGCCUAGGCAAGUGGACUGUUGAUUUUUGCGCUUUUCGAGCUCCCUGGCGAAAGCGUACAGUUGUGCUCACAACUACGAGUCUCCGAGAUCAAGUUACUCGGUGUCCUGGGUGUCCGCGGCAUCAACAGCUCAGGGGGCGCUCUCCGUACCAUCGCAUGUCAUGGACCCGAGUUGCUGAGCCUUACCCGCGAGGUGUUUCGCUGGUCCUUGCUAUGGCGAUGGCCGGAGCGACCGGCGAUAGGCCAGCAUUUCGGAGGCUGGAUGCAUCUGCGUGUGCUCGGGCGCUCGGCCGUCGCAUAGGAGAAGCCCUUCAUCCAGGGCCUCGUCGGACCACUGCGGCAAGCCGCGCCGCUCACCGACAAGGUUUGGAACUUCGGUCUGUGGCGCUCGUGGACGCUCGCACUGAGAACUUGGAGCGCCGACUUUGGGAUGAAUUUCGGGAUUGGGUCGUUUUGGAUUUAGACGCUGCGGUUGCAGACGAAAUUCUUCUGGUUGCGGCGACGGUCGCUACGCUUCUGGCUGCUUACGGCGAGCACCUUUUCUAUAUCGGAGCUCCGCUGUCUUCUUUCAGGCAUCUUUUGGCGUGGGCCCAGCGGCACUUCAAUGAUUUCCGCAUGCAUGCUAGAGAGUGCUGGGCCUUAGUGUCACGUUGGGAACAAGUUGAACCGCUCAUUCAUCGUGAACCACUACCAUGUCGACUGUGUGAAGCGAUGGCUAGUCUAGCGAUCACUUGGCAGUGGCCGCGAUUCGCGCUCAUACUGCUGCUGGGGUUCCAAGGGAUCCUACGCAUUGGUGAAGUCUUGCGAGCUCUGCGCGCAGACCUCGUGCUGCCAGAUGAUAUCGGUUCCGAUUUGACUGAUCGGCUUUUUAUUCGGAUCCGGAUGCCCAAGACUGGCCGCCGCGGAGGUGGCAGACAGCAGCACAGCACCGUUCAAAACGCAGUGCUUGUUCAGGCUUGUGUGCGAGUGUUUGGGCGGCUUCCGCCUGAUGCUCCGCUUUACCCUCUGUCAGCGCAAAGUUUCAGGCGUCGCUGGGACGAUUUACUUGCGGCUCUUCAUGUUUCUUCGGAUUUGAACCUUACGCCUGCUUCUGUUCGUGGCGGAGGCGCUGUUCACAGUUAUCGACAAGGCAUGCCGAUCCUGGAUCUGCUUUGGCGCAUGCGUCUGCAGCAUGUGCAAACUCUUCAGCAUUAUCUGCAAGAGCUGGCGGCCGAAACAGUGCUUGGCCGCCUGUCGGCGCCUGCCCGCCGCUCUGUGGAUGCUCGGCCCUGGGAAGUGGUGGAGCAGCUCUUCUUCUUCGAGUACCACUUCGUCCUCCUCGUCUACGGCAAGCUGGUGGUUUCUUCUGGGCUGACUGCGAAAGUGCCGAAGACCGCUGAACAGUCAGCCUACCGAAACUUCCAAAGGGCAGCGCAGCGAAAAGGAGAGCUGCGGUGCGGACGCUGCCAUGAGCCAGUACUUAACAUGUUUUACAUGUUCAGUGCGUCAGCGAAUGGUGGCAGCUUUUUGUGGCCCGCCCUCCCGCCCGUGGAGCAGCUCUUCUUCUUCGAGUACCACUUCGUCCUCCUCGUCUACGGCAAGCUGGUGGUUUCUUCUGGGCUGACUGCGAAAGUGCCGAAGACCGCUGAACAGUCAGCCUACCGAAACUUCCAAAGGGCAGCGCAGCGAAAAGGAGAGCUGCGGUGCGGACGCUGCCAUGAGCCAGUACUUAACAUGCCCUUGUGUUAG
Molecule: messenger RNA, 10746 nt
Organism: Symbiodinium sp. CCMP2592
Lineage: Eukaryota; Dinophyceae; Suessiales; Symbiodiniaceae
Source: the annotation of a GenBank genome assembly